Molecule: messenger RNA, 2239 nt
Organism: Anopheles arabiensis
Lineage: Eukaryota; Metazoa; Arthropoda; Insecta; Diptera; Culicidae
Gene: Tes
Product: testin
Exons: 3
Coding region: 308-2038 (576 amino acids)
Molecular function (GO): zinc ion binding
Source: RefSeq, a predicted model, not a curated record
UGCAGCCGUAUAAUCGCUCAUUUAUCAAAACAUUCCGUGGUGCGGUGAAACUCGUCCAACUUUUUGUCGUGAAUUGUGAUACAAAUGUGUUUCUAACGAUUAAUUAAGUAUUUUAAUUGGAAUCCAAACUUCCUAAAGAUCAUCUAGAAAUUACCAUUUCGAGGAAUAAAGUGUCGAUUCACCACAUUCCUCGAUGCAUCAAAAUCUCGCCGCUCGCUGUGCUGAUGAGUCAUAGCCACACGCAGGCAGAACAAGGAAAGCAACAACACGGGAACAGCAAGUUGCAGACGAACGCCCAGUACCCAGAAUGGCCGAAUCCGGAAUAGAAUCUCCGGCCGCCCCGGAAUGGUUGCUGAAGCUGGAAAGUCGCCGUGAACAGAUCAAGGCCAAGCUGAGCCACGAAAGCGGGAAUGGUGCACCGUGCAACGUUUGUGGAAGCUCCUGUCCCGGGCUGGAUUUACACUUUUGGCGUAAAAUCUGUCGCAACUGCAAGUGCCGCAAGGAGCAGCACGACUGCAUCGACGACGAUGUGAGCGGAUGGGCACAGUUUGAAAUCUUGGGCGCAAUCCGAUCCAAGCCGGCAUAUAUUCGCAUCUCCGAGCUUACCACCGAUAAGCCGGUGCAGCUGGCCUGGGUCCCACCGAACGUAACGCCCGAGCUGGCCUCGGACUACAUGCGGACGCUCGGCCAGCAGAACAUCCCGAUCGUGGGCAGCGAGGCGGCCGAGAAGCGUAAACAGCAGCUCGAGUAUCAAGUGCCCGCGCACGAUCUCGACACGAACCUGUGCCAUAACCUGACGCCGUACGAGGCCGGCCAGCUGAGCGAUUACGUGGAGAAAAUUAAAACGCACUGCGUCGGGCAGGGCACGGUGGUGCGCGUUGGUGGCGAUACGGCUGGCCUGGUGCAGUACGGCACGGUCGUGCAGCAGCCGGCGCAAAGCAUCGGUGCAACGGCUCCGGCCAGCAGUGCGCCGGUCGACACCACAAACGGAACGAAGCGACCGGACUACAUGGAAAGUCCGGUGCUGUCGGACAAGAUGAAGUACAAGCUAAAUCUGAUGGGCAUCGGCAGCUCGGAAAUGGUGGCGCAAGCCAUGCUGUACGAUCCUGCCACCGUGCUCAGUGGAGUGGACCAGAGCGUACCGGAAGCGAUCGUGAAAUUCCACCAGGAGUAUCAAGCGAAUCCAAAGUUUCGCGCCGAAAUGGAUCACUUUGUGGAUCGGCUAAAGUUCCCGACCGCCCAUCAAGCCGCGUACAGUGAACCGGUGACAUAUGGUGAAGGCGGUGCCACGCUUGUGCCGUCCGGAAGUAACGAUUCCGGGUUCGGGUCCAUCCCCGUUAGUCCAUCGCACGCCCAGCUGCUCGGACCGAUGGAAGCGUUGGCACUGGGCGGUGGUGGCGAGCAACGCGGUAUGCCACCGGCACAGCAAGCCGUACGGGAUGCGGUUGCCAUGACGGCGCACCACUGUACCGGCUGCACGCAACCGAUCGCGGUCGGGGAGGUCGCGGUAAAGGUGGACCGGGCAAGCAGCAGCGACCGGUCGAUCUGGCACCCGCAGUGCUUCAAGUGCAACCGGUGCGGAGAGCUGUUGGCCGAUCUGGUGUACUUCUAUCACGGUGGGGCCGUUUACUGUGGGCGUGAUUUGGCGGCAAUGCUGAAAAUACCGCGCUGUGCCGCGUGCGACGAGCUGAUCUUCACGAAGGAGUACACGGCGGCCGAGGGGGCCACGUUCCAUGUGCGCCACUUCUGCUGCUACCACUGCGAUGGACCGCUGGCCGGGCAGCAGUACGUGAUGGACGAGCGGUCGGCUCAGCCGCUGUGUUUGCCGUGCUACAAGGGCCACUACGCGCAAACGUGCGCCACGUGCAAGCGGUGCAUCGGGCCGACGGAACAGGGCGUCGGCUGGGACAAGAUCCACUGGCACAAGGAGUGUUUUCUGUGCAGUGGCAAACACUGCCAAAAGUCGCUGAUCGGCGGGCGGUUCUGUGUGAAGGCGAACCGGCCGUACUGUAGCGCACAGUGCACGAAGGAUAUUUAACGCACGCACGGAAAGGGGUGAAGCGAUGCCAUAGUAAGGGGGCAGUGUGAGUAUUUUAAAUCUUCCUCCCGAUAGUAGUAAUAGUAAUAGGCAGAUUGGAAAGAUGCAUUUAACAAAGUCGAUCACUCGCAGGCUAGUCGAAAAGAUACGGUAUACGGUAUUUUGGGAGGUUUAAAAAAAAGGGAAAUUUUCCAAAAAAAA